AUGGACGAGCUACUGGGAGAUGCACUGAAUGAAAACAAUCAAGCAGGCGAGGGCGUUGUCGAAUCAGAAAGAUUGGUCACACCCGAGGAUGUUAUGACCAUAUCUUCAUUGGAACAACGGACUCUGAAUCCUGGUAUGUUUUUAUACAAAGAAUUGGUGAAGGCACACUUAGGUGAAAGAGCGGCGUCUGUAAUUAGCAUGUUAGUUGCGCUUGGGAGAUUGAGUGUGCGAGAACUGGUGGAGAAAAUAGAUGGAAUGGACGUAGACAGUACCAAGACCACACUGGUGUCAUUAACGCAAUUGAGAUGUGUCAAGUACUUGCAAGAAACGGCGAUAUCCGGGAAGAAGACAACAUACUAUUACUAUAACGAGGAAGGAAUUCAUCUUUUGCUCUACUCAGGGUUGAUUAUUGAUGAAAUUAUUAGCCAAAUGCGUGUUGGUGAUGAAGAGGAGCAUAAGCAGAUGGUGGCUGAAAUUGUGCAGAACGUUAUAUCAUUAGGCUCCUUGACCGUGGAAGAUUAUUUAAGCAGUGUCACAUCAGAUUCCACAAAGUACACCAUCUCAUCAUUAUUUGUGCAGUUGUGUGAAAUGGGGUAUCUGAUUCAAAUAUCUAAAUUGCAUUAUACCCCAAUCGAAGAUCUGUGGCAGUUUCUAUAUGACAAACAUUACAAAGCUAUUCCUAGAAAUUCCCCGCUAUCUGAUUUGAAGAAGAGGUCUCAAGCAAAAAUGAAUGCAAAAACUGAUUUUGCUAAAAUAAUAAAUAAACCAAAUGAACUUUCACAAAUCCUAACAAUUGAUCCGAAGACUUCAUUAAGGAUUGUAAAACCUACAGUAUCCUUGACAAUAAAUUUGGAUAGGUUCAUGAAGGGCAGAAGAUCUAAACAAUUGACUAAUUUGGCCAGGACGAGAGUCGGCUCAGUGACAGCUCAGGUUUACAAAAUUGCAUUAAGGCUCACAGAGCAAAAAUCUCCUAGCAUUAUAGACCCACUCACUCAAACAGGACUUUUACAAGAUUUAGAGGAGGCUAAAUCCUUUCAGGAUGAAUUAGAACUUGUCGAGGAGAAGACUCCAGGACUUACUUUUAAUGCUAUUGACUUGGCCAGACACAUUCCCACUGAAUUGGAUUUGCGUGGCAGUUUGAUAACCAGGAAGCCAUCAAAUAAUAAAAAACGUUCUAGUCCAAACGCUGUUACACCUUUGCCUGGUAAAAAAUUGAAAACCGAGGACGGAUUUGUGAUUCCUGCGUUACCUGCUGCUAUAACUAAAUCCCUCCAAGAGAGCGAAGAUACACAACAAGAAGACGAAGACGAAGACGAAGAUGAUCUAGACGCAGAUACUGAAGACCCUCACUCGGCCUCUUUGAUAAAUAGUCAUUUAAAACUCUUAGCAUCAUCAAAUUUCCCCUUCUUAAGUGAAACCAAACCGGGUGUUUAUUAUGUUCCAUAUAGUAAACUAAUGCCGGCGUUAAAAUCAUCCGUUUAUGAGUAUAUAAUUGCUUCAACGUUGGGGCCAUCUGCCAUGCGUUUAAGCCGUUGCAUUCGCGAUAAUAAAUUGGUUUCCGAAAAAAUCAUCAACUCAACUGCGUUAAUGAAGGAAAAGGAUAUAAGAUCUACCCUGGCAUCUCUAAUUCGGUACAAUUCUGUGGAGAUCCAAGAAGUUCCUAGAACUGUUGACAGAUCUGCAUCUAGGGCAGUUUUCUUAUUCAGAUGCAAGGAAACGCAUUCCUAUAAUUUCAUGAAGCAAAACCUGGAAUGGAAUAUGGCAAAUCUACUCUUCAAAAAAGAAAGAUUAAAACAAGAAAAUUCUACCUUAUUAAAGAAGGCAAACAGAGAUGACGUUAAGGGAAAAGAAAAUGAAUUAUUAUUACCAAGUGAAUUAAACCAAUUAAAGAUGGUUAAUGAAAGAGAACUGAACGUCUUUGCACGUUUAUCGAGAUUACUUUCACUUUGGGAAGUUUUCCAAAUGGCAUAA
Saccharomyces mikatae IFO 1815 is the source of this 1971-nucleotide messenger RNA. It is a transcript of the gene RPC82, whose product is annotated as DNA-directed RNA polymerase III subunit C82. Gene Ontology annotation, molecular function: single-stranded DNA binding. Gene Ontology annotation, biological process: DNA-templated transcription. The transcript has a single exon. Gene Ontology annotation, cellular component: RNA polymerase III complex. Lineage: Eukaryota; Fungi; Ascomycota; Saccharomycetes; Saccharomycetales; Saccharomycetaceae. The coding region runs from base 1 to 1971 and encodes 656 amino acids. The record is from RefSeq and is a predicted model, not a curated record.